Molecule: messenger RNA, 228 nt
Organism: Drosophila suzukii
Lineage: Eukaryota; Metazoa; Arthropoda; Insecta; Diptera; Drosophilidae
Source: RefSeq, a predicted model, not a curated record
AUGGGUUGCAAGGCUUGUGGAACAAACUGCCAGUGCUCGUCCUCCAAAUGAGGUGACAACUGCGCCUGCAGUCAGCAGUGCCAGUGCUCCUGCAAGAACGGACCCAAGGAUAAAUGCUGCUCCUCUAAAAACUAAAUACAUAUACAAAUCCCCUUGAAACUUCUCUGGCCUUUUGUGAUAUACAACCUCUUAUGAAAUCAAAAUAAAUCAACAAUCACUGCAAUUUAA